Microthlaspi erraticum is the source of this 1194-nucleotide messenger RNA. Lineage: Eukaryota; Viridiplantae; Streptophyta; Magnoliopsida; Brassicales; Brassicaceae. The record is from the annotation of a GenBank genome assembly.
AUGGAGGGAGGAGAGAUAUGGAGACGAUCAGAGCCGAGGGAAUUAGGGGAGGUGGAAGAAGCGACGGCGUGGGAUGUGGCGGGUGGCAGAGGAGAUGGCGAUGAUGGUGGAUACGACGGUGCGGAAGGAGAUGCGGCGGAGGCGAGAGGAAGGAGAAGGAAAGUGCGAGUCAAAGGGACGUGGUCAUCGAAGGAGGACGAUGUGCUGAGUGAGCUCGUUGAUAAGUUUGGGCCGAGGAAUUGGAGUUUGAUCGCAGGGAGUAUUCCUGGCCGAUCGGGGAAGUCGUGUCGUCUCCGGUGGUGUAAUCAGCUCGAUCCAUCCGUUAAACGCAAUUCGUUCACUGCGGUAGAGGAUCAAGCUAUCAUCACAGCGCAUGCCAUCCACGGAAACAAAUGGGCUGCGAUCGCGAAGCUCCUCCCGGGAAGAACAGAUAAUGCUAUCAAGAACCACUGGAACUCCACUCUGAGACGUCGAAACAUGGACACUGAAAAGGCGACAGAUAAUAAUGUAGGAACUGGAGGCGGCUUAGCCAUGGAGGAUUCUGGAAUUGACAGAACGACUGCGGUAGCUUCAUCGGAAGAUACUUUAUCUUCCGGCGGUGGUGGCAAUGCAACUACUCCUCUUGUAUCAUCAUCAGAAGGAAAAGAAGAUACCUCCAUGGAAAUGUCUGAAGAACAAUGUGUAGACAAAACAGACGGAGAAGGAGUUUCUACGCAAGAAGUUAACGAUCCUCCUCCGACGCUUUUCCGUCCAGAAGCCCGGCUCUGUUCUUUUAACGUUUACAAUCACGUGGAAGGGUCUUCCACUCCACAAACGCAAGACCAAAACCAGUCCCAAUUAUCUAAAAAGGACACAGCAAUGCUAAGAUUGCUUGAGGGAGCUUACAGUGAACGGUUUGUGCCUCAGAAAUGUGGACGUAGUUGUUGCAGCAACAACUCCGUUGGCGAAAAAUCUUUGUUGGGUCCAGAGUUUGUGGAUUACUUAGACCCACCAACGAUUCCGAGCUACGAACUAGCCGCUAUAGCAACGGAUAUAAGCAGCCUUGCUUGGCUGAGAAGCGGUUUAGAGAGCAGUAACGUUAAGGCGAUGGACGAAGCAGCUGGGAGGUUAAGGCCUCAAGGCACAAGGGGACAUCGAAAUCAUUAUCUUGCAGCUGAACAAGGAAAGAACAUAAGCAAUGUUCUCUCCACAUAA